Messenger RNA from Mesocricetus auratus (golden hamster), 2515 nucleotides. It is a transcript of the gene Mtfp1, whose product is annotated as mitochondrial fission process 1. The coding region runs from base 915 to 1793 and encodes 292 amino acids. Gene Ontology annotation, cellular component: mitochondrion. NCBI's taxonomy places the organism in Eukaryota, Metazoa, Chordata, Mammalia, Rodentia, Cricetidae. Gene Ontology annotation, biological process: mitochondrial fission. The transcript is spliced from 4 exons. The record is from RefSeq and is a predicted model, not a curated record.
CGGGCCUGCACACCGAUCUGCCCUUUGCACACCGAUCUGCCCUUUGCACCCGUGCCUGGCCCCGGCCCCACUGACCCUCAAGAGCCUGUGAGGACACAGGCUGAAAACGGUGCCCUUCAUAGGAAGUCAGCCUUUCAGACCUUAGUCACUGGCAAAAAAGCUAAAAGAACUGCACAGAAACCCUGUUCUUAGCCGCCUGGAAUUGUAAAAAUGUUUGAAGAUUUUAGACAAAUUUUAUUGGCAUCCACGUGUACGUGUGGGUCUCUGUGUGGGUGUGUACCACGCGUGUGCAGGUCAGAAGCGUCAGAUGCCCUGAAGGUGGUGUUACAGGUGGUUGUGAGCCGUCUACGUAGGCGCUGGGGACUAUGAGCCCUCUGGAAGAGGGGUAAGCGCUGUUAGCCACUGAACAUCUCUUUUGUCUAGCUGACGUGGGCACUGGGAUUUGGAGAGGAGGUGGCUAAUAUCUACAAGGUGACACAAGUGUCUCCGGGGCCACACCAUUGCCGCUCUGGUAUCUCAGAGUGCCUUUCCCCUGCAGGGGAAGGGCUCACCUCAUAAGUAACUCCGACUCUCUCCUUUUUAGUCUGCUCAUUUCCCUGGAGUUUUGUAUGUCAAACCCUGACUCCUCAUUAGAUUGUUCAUUCAUUUGACUUCUGGCCCCCAGGAAGAUCCAGUUAGCUCAGAGUGUGUCAUAGAUAAACAUGCUGCCGCAGAGCAGGGACUGAGGGUCUGGGCCCCCUCCUCUCUAGAGCGUUCGCCACCGUCUGUAAACACCUAGCCUAGAUUCACCUGACAGUUGUGAGUCACGACCUUCCUCUAUUUCCCCUCUGUAAAAUAGGGCCCGGUGGCAGUGCACGAGCUUAAGAAAGCAAAUCCGCGUUGACUGAAACGAAUUAGUCCUCGUGUUUAAGGUAAUGAGUGCUGGCAUGCCUCGCAUUUACACACGAACUCAGGCCCACAGAAAUACAGCGUUGCUACAAGCCGCACACCUAAGAAGAUGCCAUCUACCGAUUGAAUCCCUGACCUGUUUAGCUCCAAAAACUAACGAUGUCUGCGAGAGCUUUGCAUUAACUGCUCGGAGAAAACACAACUAUCUGCAAGAUGCAAGCCUAGGAGAGGGGCGUGGGUGUACAAGGCAAUUUUCAGACACUCCCUGCAGUGGCGAUAGACCGACCUGUCCUUCAGCCUCGGACUUCUGGCGGGUCCUUGCCCAGUGUAAGCAGCGUGCUAGUGGAAACGGAAGUGGUCCUGAGGCUCUCUCUCGCAGUGACUGGGACCGUGCUGGGGAAGUCAUGUCGGAGCAGCAGCGGCAGGACUCCGAGCGCGACCUCUACCGGGACACGUGGGUGCGCUACCUGGGCUAUGCUAAUGAAGUGGGGGAGGCUUUCCGCUCCAUGGUGCCUGCAGCUGUGGUGUGGCUGAGCUAUGGCGUGUCUAGCUCCUACGUGCUGGCUGAUGCCCUAGACAAAGGCAAGAAGGCAGGAGAGGCGCCAAGCCCUGAAGCAGGCCGCAGCACCAGAGUGGCCCUGGCCGUGGUAGACACCUUUGUGUGGCAAUCUCUGGCCUCCGUAGCCAUCCCGGGGUUCACUAUCAACCGUCUGUGUGCUGCCUCCCUCUACGCCCUGGGUACUAUGACCCGCUGGCCCCUGACUGUCCGCAAAUGGACCACCACCACACUCGGGCUGCUGGCCAUCCCCGUCAUCAUCCACCCCAUAGACAGGUCAGUAGACUUCCUCCUGGAUUCCAGCCUGCGCAAACUGUACCCAUCAGUGGGGAAGCCCAGCUCCUCCUGAUCCUUCCCUGUGCCCAGCCUGGCCGGCCCGCUCAUCAGAGAAUGUAGAUGCUUGGCUGUUUGGGGUCCAUGACACUGGCAUCGGAGUGGGUUCAAACUGAUGGACGCUUAGUGACAAAGGCCUUGAGGAGUGGUGGCUGCAGCGAGUCCCAGAGGUGGGACCCGACCCUGUCUGCAUUAAUGGCAGUGGUUGUGCUGAGUGGGAGUGAACGCUGGCUGGCCAUGUUUUCAGAAAAAAUCUUUAAGUAUUUUAUUUUAUGUGCGUAAGUGUUUCACCUGCAUGCACGUAUGUUUGUGCACCACCCUUGGAGGUUUAAAGAGGCCAUUGGAACCCCUGAAACUGGGGUUAGGGAUGGCUGUGAGCCACCACGUGGGUGCUGAGAACUGAGCUGAACCUGGUUUCUCUGUAAGAGCAGCCAGCGUUUCUAACCACCAAGGUACCUCUCAGCCUCUGGGCCUGUCCUCUGAUGGAAAAGUUAUACCUUCCCACACUGAAGCCCAGAGAGGGCAAGGGGUACGCCUAAGGUCAUGUGACAAGCCGAGGACCAGGCUGUUCGACUGCUCUAAGUCACUUUGUGAAAAUGUGGCUGAGUGACUUAGGGAAAAGCACAGAGGUGCAGCAUUUGGGACACUCAGGACAGAGCCUCUGGCCAGCCCAUCCCUGCUGCGGGAGGCAGGACAAUCACACACCCAAGUGCUACCCAAUAAACCCUUAAAAAAUGG